Hevea brasiliensis (rubber tree) is the source of this 1488-nucleotide messenger RNA. RefSeq names its product probable disease resistance protein At4g14610. The transcript is spliced from 2 exons. The record is from RefSeq and is a predicted model, not a curated record. Gene Ontology annotation, molecular function: protein binding; ADP binding. Bases 1 to 1488 code for a protein of 495 amino acids. NCBI's taxonomy places the organism in Eukaryota, Viridiplantae, Streptophyta, Magnoliopsida, Malpighiales, Euphorbiaceae.
AUGGAAGCUAAAAGGAUGAUAAAAGUGAAGCCUUUGGAUUGGGAAGAAGCUUGGGCAUUGUUUCAGGUGAAGGUUGAGUGUAUUGAUCAUGAUAUUCUUCCUGUGUCUCGAAAUGUUGCUAAAGAAUGUAGAGGGCUACCAAUCACACUCAUUACCAUUGGUAGAGCCAUGGCCAAUAGAAAUACAGUAGAAGAAUGGGAACAUGCUCUUGAGGUCCUAAGAAGCUCUGCCUCAAGCUUACAAGGCAUGGAGGAUGAGGUAUUUCAAGAUGUGGAGGUUGAGGCAUUUGCAAGAUUGAUGUUUAGUUAUGAUAGUCUGCAUAGUGAUAAAGUUAAAUCUUGUUUCUUAUAUUGUUCAUUGUUUCCGGAAGACUUCCAAAUUUUGAAAGAUGACUUGGUACAUUAUUGGAUUAGUGAGAGUUUUUGUGCUCACAACGAGGUAUAUUUUAUAAUUGGUUCUCUUGUUGGGGCAUGUUUAUUGGAAGAGAAAGGUCGUCUUGUGAAAAUGCAUGAUGUGAUUCGUGACAUGACUAUGUGGAUAGCAUGUAAAUGUGAAAAAGAAAAGCAUAAGUUUUUUGUGAAGGCAAGUGCUCAAUUAAUUGAGGUACCAGAGGUUGGAUUAUGGGAAGGAUCAGAACAGUCGUCACUGAUGGCAAACUCCUUAAAGAGGAUCAAUGAAACUCCUACAUGUCCUGAUCUUUUGACUUUAUUUCUCAGCCAUAAUCGUCGCUUAUGCAAGAUCAGUAAUGGUUUCUUUCAGUUCAUGCAUACACUAACCGUUCUAGACCUAUCAAAUACUGGUGUAGAGGAAUUGCCAGUGGGAAUUUCAAAAUUGAACUCAUGGCAAUAUCUUAAUCUGUCACGGACGUAUAUAGGGCAAUUGCCAGUUCAAUUGAAGAUGUCCACAAGCUCUCAACAUUUGUGGUUUGCAAAUAUGAAGAAUCUAGCUAUUCUACAUAUAUUUUGUAAAAGUCAUUCAAAAGGGUUGGGUGUGGAUGUUGUAAUGGAAGAGACAGAAACACACAAUGUUGCUGGAGGUCUAGGCAUCUCAAUCUCACGGGAGACAUGCUUUAAUAGCCUUCAUACAUUGAUUUUAUUGGGUAACUUCAGAUUGCGGGAUCUAACAUGGCUUAUUCUAGCUCCAAAUUUGAUGUUAUUAAGGGUCUUUAACAACAAGCAUAUAGAAGAAAUAAUUAGUGUUGAAAAGUUAGAUGAUUUUCGAGUUGGGGUUGAAAAUUUAAACCUGUUUUCAAAACUCGAAGUGCUCGAAUUGGAGGCAUUACCAGAACUGAAAAGCAUAUAUCCCAAAGCCCUGUCCUUUCUCUUUCUAGAAAAAAUGGAAGUAUAUAGAUGCCCAAAGCUUAAGAAGUUGCCAUUAAACUCCAGCAGCGCAAUUGGAUGCAAAUUUGUGAUAAAAGCACAGGACCAUUUUUUGAAAAAUGUUGAAUGGGAUGAUGAUUCUACUAAAACUAUCUUCUGCCCAGUUUGA